Trichoderma gamsii is the source of this 1011-nucleotide messenger RNA. RefSeq lists its product as hypothetical. Lineage: Eukaryota; Fungi; Ascomycota; Sordariomycetes; Hypocreales; Hypocreaceae. The record is from RefSeq and is a predicted model, not a curated record. The coding region runs from base 1 to 1011 and encodes 336 amino acids. Gene Ontology annotation, cellular component: nuclear pore; nuclear pore central transport channel. Gene Ontology annotation, biological process: protein localization to nuclear inner membrane; nuclear pore organization; NLS-bearing protein import into nucleus. The transcript is spliced from 3 exons. Gene Ontology annotation, molecular function: structural constituent of nuclear pore.
AUGUCGCUAUUUGGACAACCCAAGCCUCUUGGCUCGGGAGGGCUUUUUGGCGCGCCUCAAACUGCUCAGCCUGCUCAGCAGACACAAACGGCGGGCAACAUAUUUGGCCAGACCCAAGGCACAGGCCAGCAGGCCUCGACACUAGGAAACACGCUGCUGUCCCAGCCUCAACAGGCAGCGCAGAUUCCAGCGCUAUCGCAGUCACAAGCCCAGUUGUCUAGCUCUCUGUGGCAGCCAGGUCAAGAAACACCCCACCAGAAGCCAAUUCUGGAGCAGAUGAAGCUCGUGACAGAGAAAUGGGACCCUUCUAGCCCCAGCUGCGUUUUCAAGCACUACUUCUACAACAAAGUCGAUGAAGCACACAUUCCCUUCUACAAACCCCAAGCACACGAAGACCCUAGAGAGUGGGAGGAAGCUCUGCAGAACAAGCCCGCCCCUGGAUUCAUGCCCGUGCUAUGCGCAGGUUACACAGGCGUCGCAGACCGAUUAAAGACACAGAAGCGUGCCAUCUCCGAAUUUAACACACGACUACAUCAGAUCAACGGCUGUUUGGAUGCUCUCUUGCAGAGACACGAGCUGGAGACAGAAACCAGAGCUCUAGCUGCCAGGAGGCGGCAGACGAUGAUUUCCAAUCGAUGCCUGGCGCUGGCUGCCAAGGUGCAGAUUCUGAGGAAUCGAGGCUACGCUCUGAGUGGCGAUGAGGACGAUCUGAAGAGCAGGCUGCAAGCUUUGGAGCGCGAUGUGCAAGACCCUGCGGUCAGCGCAAGGGAGGAAGAGCUGUGGAGCAGGCUGAUUGUCUUGAGGGGAUACUCUGAGAAGCUGAGCCAAGAGCUGGAAAAGCCAACAGGAGCCGACGGCGAGGGACUGGACGAGGAGACGCAGACAAGAGCAAAACGAGUAUUGGAAGAUUACGAGAAGCAGCUCGGACACCUGAAAAAGGAGCUGGAGGCGCUGGGCGUGGACUACCAGGAUUGGGAGAACAGCAGAAACCCGCCAUCACGGUCUCGAUGA